AUGAAAUUACUUUAAGCUAUAUUAUGGUUAGGAUUAAUUUUAAAGCUAAUUGAAUGUUCAAUUAAACCAUUUGGAUCUAUUCCAUUAAAAGCAUAUUCUUCAAAUUAAAAAGAGAUAACUUACUUUCUAUUCUCUUUUUUCAAUGAAAUUUCAAUUAAUAGCAAUGCAUUUGUUCAGAUAAUAUUUCCACAUGAAUACAAAGCCUAUUUUUUUGAAAGCAAUUUGGAGUGUUCUAUGCUUCAAAACGUAAAAAGCAUUUUGCCAACAUAAUUGCAAAAUGGUUCUUUCAGAUAGUUGCCAUGUGAGUUUAACUCAGAUGGAGUCAUUCUUAUCUAGGCAGGAUAAAUUAUAAGCGGGAUUAAUCAAGUAGUUGUUGGUCAAAUUCGCAAUCCAUCUUUACCUUAGACAAGUGAAUUCGGUAUCAGAACAUACUACAACGAUGUUAUGGUAGAACAAAACGAUGCUUUUAGUACUCUUAGUUUAGCUCCACCUCCUUUACAAAUUUAAAAUCCCGAAGUGUACAGAGUAAGCAAUUCAAGGAUAAAUGAAGGAAGUACCUGGUAGUUUGAUUUUUAAACAAUCUAGAGUUAUAAUAUUGGAAACACUUUUCGUUUUACUUUUCCUGAUGGUUUUUAAUCUUAAAAAGUACUCUGCAAUGUUGAUAACUUGUACGGCUAAGAUCCGAUAGUAGAAAUAUAUCACAACAAAAGAAUCAUCUCCUGUAAAAAUCUUUAAAAAAAUAUAGUUUCAGGAGCAUUAAAUUCUGUGAAAUUAAUUAACAUGGUUAAUCCUUAUUACAGUGGGUUCAUGCAAGGAUUCACUGUAGAAGUCUUAUAAGGAAAUUCUACAAUUGUUUUAGAAAAAGCAUAUUUUCCAGGAAAUAUAGAAAUCCACCCUGGUAUAUUAAAUAUCACCUAUCAAGGAAAUGAUAAUUUUAAGCUUUCUAAUACAACCUAUGCCUUUUUUAUAAAUCUUGUUAACCCUGUUGAUUCCUCAGGCAAACUUUAUAUUAACUUCACUAAAGAUUGGUUUCUCUUUUCUCCUAACUGCACAAUUAUAUCAGGAUUUAAAUUGAAAACUUUCUAAAAUUCUCCAGAUCCAUAAAUCAGAUGCAUGCUAUUACCUUAACAAAAUUCUUAUUUGAUUGAAAAUUUUUAGAGCAUUGAUAAUGACAGUAGAUUGGUUAUUACAAUAUUUUUAUAAUCUCCGCCUUGGUAAAACUAAUACCCAGUAACUAUAGGUACUUAUAACACUGUGAAAAAUGCUUUUAUAGAUUUAGGAAUAGUUAAUAUAAAUAUAAAUGCUACUUAUGGUUCUACAAGAGUGUUUGCAGCUCAUCCCAUGCAAAUUCCUAUUAGAUUAAGCUCAUGCUAAUCUGGGCCUUUAGAAAUUACUUUGUUUUUAAAGAACCCUCUUCCUUAAACUAAUGUAGGUACAGUUGGUAAAAUUAUUAUAGAGGUUUUCCCUUAGUUACCAGCUCCUCCACCAUAAAAUGGUAUAUUUACCUGCUAUUUCUUUGCCACUAUUCCUUCGUCUAAGUGUACUUACGAUACUGCAUCAAAGGCAGAUAGGACUAUUAUAACUGUAUAUACUCCUCUUGAUUAAGGGUUCCAUGAAAGCGAAAUCCCAAUAACAAUUACAACUGUUGGCCCUUCUCCUGGCUAUGAUGCUGGAAUAUAAUUACCCAAGCUAGUUUAGAGGUAUUUGUUUUUUAUCACGUUUUGGGAUUGUGAAUGCUAAUUACCUUUAAAUGUCCCUAAAGAAGUAUACUUUACAGAAUUUGUCCCAUAUGCAUUUAAUAUUCCAUCAAAUAGUAUUUAAGCAACAAACUUAGUGACAAAUUAAAAUGAAUUUACUUAUUUAACAUUCAAGUAUACUCACCCAAACUAUAAUGGAGUGUGUACAGCUCCUUCUGGAUUUGAUUUAUAUGAAACACAGAGGAAUUAUAUAUAUAAAAUUGAUUUUGUAAACUAUAAUUAGUAGGCUUGGUAGAGUUAUGCAGGGUAUUCACAAAAAUAGAUUAUAUAAAAUUACCCUUGUUAUGUUUAUGGUACACAAAUUGAUCCUACUGAUAAAAUUACCUGUGACCUACAUUGUGAUUAAACAUAUUCUUAUUUAACUAUAUAGGGUUUUAAAACAUCCAAAGUGACUGUUGGAUCUACUAUUAAUAUAGAAAUACCUCGUAUAGGUAUUGUAGAUUAAGCAGGUGUAUAAGUUUAUUAUUAAUUUAGUUUAAAUGAAGAAACUCCUGGUAUGUUGGGACAAUAUGUUUAAAUUUAUAAAUACUAAGGUUUACUAUUCACUACAACUUCAUACCCCACAUAAAACACCUAUCCUACUAUUCCUCAAAUUAUUUUGAGUAACUAAUUUGUAAAUUAAGCUUCUUAGCAUGAAUAUAAUUUUUAGAUAUCUUCAUCUGCUCAAUUCAUAAUAUAUGAACUACUAUAAGUACCAUAAAUAUUUCCUAAUCUAGCCUUUAAAGUAUUUACUUGUGGACCUGGUGCAAGCUAGUGUAUAACAUAUCCCUCACCAGUAAAUUGGAUUGUUUUUACUCCAAGCACAGCUCAAACUGCUACAGCAUAAACGAUAAUAAAUUCUGGGGAUAUUUUUCAUAAUCCACCUUAUUCAGGAAGUUUUACUUAUCAUGCUCGAAUAAUAUCUUCAAAUAUUGUUACUCAAACAAAUACACUUUUAUUUUAAGUUAUCCCAGGAGUUUUUAAUCCAGCAGUUAUCUAAUUAGAUGCAUCUGAAGAUCCUAACUAAAUUUUCAAACUUCUUGAACACAAAUUUGUGAUUUAAAUAACAACAUAAAACCUUGUUUAGUAAGACGGAGGUUUGAUUUUAACUGUUCAUAAUUGCUAAUUAUCUUAAUCUUAAUAUUUUUAUCUCGAAAUAAAUGGCAUUAAUUAACUUAACAUAGAUGGUGUACUAUAUAGCAAAAUUGGCUAAAAUUAAUUAUAAAUUUAUAACUUAGACUAAUUUAUUGCGAAUACUUAAGUCAAGAUUAUUUUAUAUUUAUUAAUGCCAAGUACAAGUACUGCGAAUAUUUCGGUUGAUGUAACGACAUAUUGGAACAGAAACUUUUAAAAUAAAGUAGAUGAAAUCAUAGGUUUACAAAUUUCUUCACCAUUGACAUUAAGAGAUAUAGCAAUGCAAGAUUUCCAAGUAGUUUAGCCUGUUGAAAUCAACUAAACUCCUGGUGUCAACUAUGUAGGGCCAUUCUUCACAAAUUUUAUACCUUAAAAUCCUAACCCUCUAUACAUAAGAUGUACAUGGUAAGUAGACUUUACAACACCUGGUGUUCCAGGCUAAGACCCCCUGAUCUGUUAGGUAGCUGGGAAUGUAGUACCUUGUUAUUAUUAGUCUUCAAGUCCUCUUUGCAUUAUACUUGAUACUUCUUCAAUAUCUAUCUCAAAUGCUUCUACCUCUCAAAUUUCAGUAAGCACUUAGUAUGUUGCACCUUAAAAUGGAUUAAAGUUUCCAUCAUAAGGUGGUUGGUAUGAAUACGAUAUAGAAGUCUUAAACUCUUCUAAGAAUCCCAUAGAAAAAUACUCCUAAUUUAUAUUCAUCACUCCGAAGCUUAUGAAUUACUUAAAAACUGAAUCAGCUAUAUCUUAAUAAGGAGCUUAAAAUAUAAUAAGUUUCUAUUUUUCAAAUACAGAUCCAAUCCCUUAAUAUUCAAAUGGUGGUUUAAUUCAAUUAUAAUUUCCAACUGUUUCAGCUGAUGGCAGUACUAGCAUUUUUGAUAGCUCUUUAGGCAUAGUUAACGGUGUUACGGGAACUCCUGUUGGCUGCUGGUUUAGUGCCUCUAUUCCUGGAAAUAAUUUAUCUUGUUCUUUAAUUAAAUCAUAAACAACUGGUAGACCUGCUUUUAUCGAAAUACAUAAUUUUGAUUAAAUUCCAGCAAACACAGAUAUGAUUAUCAGAGUAGCAGGUAUAAAAAAUCCAACAAAUUAAGUAUCGUUGGUAACAUUAACAGUCACUAUUUUAUAGAGAAACAUAGCUUUAGGAACAUAUUAUUAUAUAAAUUAAAUGCAAGAUAACUUAGCUCUAAAUAUUCCAGCAGCUGGAGGUACAACUCCCUCAGAGCUUAUGCAAAUUAAUGUUGCUUUUCCAAGCUAAAAUCCUUAAUUUUCUCAUCCUUUGUAGAGUAAUGCUAAUUUGAAUGUAGGAGAUUACUUCGUUACUGUCCUACCUUAGCCAUUUUUAUAAAUCUCAACAAACAAAGGAGUUUUACCUUCAUGUGAUUAAGCUACUUACUAAUAUUGUAUAGCUUUUUCACAAAUAAAUUGGAUUGUUCUAAAAUUAAAAGUAUAAAUAGCUUCAAAUACAAUUAAAAAUACUCUAGAAGACAUACUUUAGCUUCCACAGUUUGUUCCAAAUUCAUAAAUUACUUUCCCUACUUAAAUUUGGAGUAAUAAUUAAUAUAAUACAUUCUUGACAAAUGUCAUUAGUCCCUCUACAUUUGAUGGAGUAGUCACACCCAUAAUAACAUCCGCUGUUAAAUGUGCAGGAAAUCCAAAUAAAUGCUUAAAAAAUAAAUUAAGAGUAGAAGUACUCAUUUCAUUCACUAAUCCGAAACCAAUCCCACUUAAUGGGGCCAUUCUAAUUAUGUUUCCUCCUGAAAUUCCAAAUAUAUAUGCCCAAUGUAGGAGUUCUACUGCUAAUGGUUCAUAGCUUUACUCAGUUGCUGGCAAUAAUGCUGGAGAAAUAGGAUGUGAGGUUUAAAACACAAGAAAUUGGGUAAUUAAUGGAUUCUAAUUGACUCCUGCUGGUUCUAAUAUUGCUAUUUAUGGAUAUAUAGAUAUGCCAACUUCAGGUGGGUAAACUUAAAAUGUAUAGAUAUUUGUUUACUAAAACUAUGAUAACAUCAACUAAUUUAAUAAUGGGUUCAAAAUUAUGAGAACAACGACUGCUGGAUUAUUUACUGUUAUCAAUUAAAACCCACUAAAUUUAUCAGAAAAUACUUCUAUUUAUAAAAUUGAUAGUCCUAUAAAGUAAGGAUAUGUAGGUCCUUUUGUAAUCUAGUUGAAUUUUAAUGCUCCUUCAGGAAUUUUUAAUUUAUAUUUUGCCUUAUAAGAUUAUGUUAAUAAUAAUGAUUCUGUUGGAUUUGGAAUAACUGCAUCUGUUAACAAAUACAAAUGUGCAUUUUAUACAGAACAGCCAAAACCAGAAACUCUAAGUAAUUACAUGAAUUGCAAUGUUAAAUCAAUAAGUCUCACAUCAAGUUUUGUAGUAGUUCAAAUCGAGCCUUUAAAUCCUAGUUAGCUAGCUAGUGGCACAACUUACACAUUUGAAUUAACUUCACAAAAAGGAGAUGGCUCUGUAGAAGGUAUUGAGUGGCCAACAAAAAGUGGAGUUUACUAAAUAGUAAUUGAAAAUGCAAAUAUCAAUUUAAAGUAAAGUAUUUAUGCAGAUGUAAUUCAAGAUAAAUUUACGAAUGCUGACAUACAGGGAUAUGUUACUUUGCAAGGUGAGCCUAAUAUUAUAGAUGUUUCUUUAACUCCUAGCAUCUAAAUAAUAUCUAGUAACUUAUUAGUUUUAGAAAUAGGAUCCGUAAGUAGUGAUGGCACUACUUAAUUAUUCUCAGCUAAUCCAGGUAACUUAUCAGACUAUUCAUAAGUAGUAAUUGAUAUAAUUCCUACAACUAAUAAUCCUUUGAAUUUUGAAUGUAGAUUCUCAAAAGGAAAUACAGAUACAACUCUCAGUGGAGGAGUAAGCAUUAAAAUUUUAUGCAGUAAAUUUACUAGAAGUGUUGCAGCUGGAGAAGUCUUAAGAUUUGUAUUUUAAUUACAAAAUCCAACUUUCAUAGCCACUCCUUAAUAAAUUGUUGUACCUUUAAAUAUUUACACUUUUGAUGUUCAAUCUAAUAGAAAAUUGAACCACAUUCUGAUUGAAAACAGUAGUUUAUUUGUUACAUCGUUCAAUCCAUCUUCUGAUAUAUUAUCAUCUUCAGCUCCAUUCACUCCCAGUUCCUCAAGUCUUGCUGUUACUAAUUCAAAUCUUGCAUUUUAGAGUGGAAAUUCCUUACCAAUAGGUCCUAGAGAUACUUAUAUUCUUCGCUUUUAAUUUGCCUUUGUUGGAACAACAAGCAUAAAUCUUAAUACACUCUAGUAAAAUGGAUCAAAUGUAGGUUAAGUUAUACUUCUUUAAAAUUUACAAACCUUAUUGCUUAACCCCUCUAACGGAUUUACUUUAAGUAGUACAAGUGUAGCUUCUAUUAUGGGAUGUUGGAACACUCCUUAAUAUCUUCUAGCAACAUAAGUUACUGGAUAUGCAUAUUAUAGAUAAUAAAGGAGAACUGAAAAAGUAAUAUAUACCUCAUAUUAUGGAGAUGGAAGCGGUACACCAACACCAUCUUCAGGAAUAAGUUUAACUAUGAGUCUAGUAAAUGGAGUUAAUUUAGCAGGUUAAAAAGAAGAUUACAUAAUAAGUGUUACAGCUCCAUAAUUCAAAUCAACCAAGAAGUUAAUGAUAAAAUACCCAACAGGAAUCUUUGGGAUAAACUCUUUUGACUGUAGGAUGUCUCCUGGUUCGUAAAUUGAAAUCAGUCGCUGUUACAUGAAUUAAAUUGGUACUGAUAUAGCUAUUUGGGUAGAUAUAACAAAUAAUUCACAACACCUAAAUACUCCAUAAAAACUUGUAAUAUAAACAACAAAUCUGGCUAUGGUUAAUCCUUAAAAUGCUAAUAUUGAUGUAAAUAUGAAUACCUUCUUUCUUAAAUUCUUUUCUUGGACUGGAAGCACUGAACCAACAGGGUUAGAUACUUCUUUAACAUUAAAUAAUUAUGUCAUAUAAUCAGGAACAGAUUCUUCUGGAACUUCUUUUUCAUUUAUUACUAAUACAGUUCCAGAUCAUCCUGUCUUAGAUUUCAAGCAUUUUAGAUAUAUAGAUGACUUUUAUCUGACUGAUGGAACUUUAACAAGAGCUUUGAUUCAAUUUGAAUUUAAAAUACCAUCUGCUCUGUCUGCAACACCAAAUAAUAUGCUUAAUAUUGUAUAUCCAUAAUAUAUUACUAUCGACCCAUUGAUUACUUAAACUUCAGACACUCUUAGAAAUACUCUUAGAUGUAUGAUCAAUAACAACUACAGAAAAUGCACUAUUAACCAAUUAACUCGCACUAUAUCUAUCUAAUUUACUUAUAGUCUUUCAGUAAAUUAAGUUAUUUUUGUCUCCGUUGGUGUCAUUGAUCCAUUUAACUAUCCUUAAAAAUAUGGUAAUUUUUUACAAAAUUUACUUUGUUAUGAAUCUGAAAUUUUUAUAAAUAUUAAACUAAAUAGGGUUUGGUUGGAAUACUGA
This is a messenger RNA of Tetrahymena thermophila SB210, 7299 nucleotides long. RefSeq lists its product as hypothetical. The record is from RefSeq and is a predicted model, not a curated record. The transcript has 12 exons. NCBI's taxonomy places the organism in Eukaryota, Ciliophora, Oligohymenophorea, Hymenostomatida, Tetrahymenidae.